AUGCAAUUGAUCGUUGAUGUCGCUGGUGAGGCUAAAACCUCCGUCAACAUCAGCCCAGACUGUCCACCAACAGAAACAAAUGAUGUGCUGCAGAGGACGAAAAGAGGAGCUGUUGUUCGACCCUUCAGCGCAGAAGGAAUUGAAAGCGGAAGCUCCUCUACUGACUACAGCUCCGAUUACGGCACCGCUUCCGCUCAGUCAGGCCUCAAUCCUUCCAUGCCAAGCGCAGAUUCUGCCAUGGGAGGAAUGGGAGGAAUGGGCGGAAUGGGAGGUGGAAGCCAAUUUGGAGGCCCAAGGAGUCCAGGAGGGCCAGGGGGUCCGGGAGGAUUCAAUGGAGGGCCUCCCAGAAAUCAGAAAAUGCAGAGGAGAUGCCGCGGUAAUAAUAAUUUGCCAGGAUGUUGGAAUAUGAAUGGUCCACCUGGAAGAAAUGGGCGCAGGAGGCAUGGGCGUCCACGUCCAAACGAUGACUAUGGAGGCAACUGGCAGUCUGGACCAGGAGGUCCCAUGGGGCGUCCUGGCCCUAGGGGCUCCAUGGGUCCUCCCAUGAAUCAGCGAAUGCGUUCUUCUGGAUCAUCAUCCGACACUUCCAGUACCACCAGUGACUACAGCUACUAA
Messenger RNA from Phlebotomus argentipes, 615 nucleotides. RefSeq names its product collagen alpha-1(I) chain-like. The transcript is spliced from 2 exons. Lineage: Eukaryota; Metazoa; Arthropoda; Insecta; Diptera; Psychodidae. The coding region runs from base 1 to 615 and encodes 204 amino acids. The record is from RefSeq and is a predicted model, not a curated record.